AGGAAACUUGGCUGCGCCCCUCUUCCCGCGGCCUGGCUCCUCCCUUUGCUAAGCAUCGAAGGGGCUGGGAAUUCUUCCUCUCCAUCCGCGCCCCCACCAUCCCCCUCUCCACGUUUGCAGUUUGGGAAGCCGGGAUUUCAGCCGAACUUGCUCUUGAAUGUUCUCCUCGUUGCGCUCGCUUUUCGCAAUGGAUAUGCCGAGAAUGCCGCCGACCCAGAGGCGGCGACACCGUUGCUGCUCGCCCCUGCUCCUUGCGUUGCUAGUUAGUUGCGUAGCAUGCCAGGCUCCGCCGGUGCCGGCUGGGGAGACCCACUGGGAUGGAAAAGACGUGUUGAUCGAGCGCAAGUAUGUGCCGGGCAAGUGCCCGCGCACUGUUUUUUCCGGCGACUUCGUACGUUACCAUUACCAUGGUACUUUGUCCGACGGCAAGAAAUUCGAUUCCAGCUAUGACAGGGGCUCUACAUUCAAUGUUUUUGUGGGGAAAAAUCAGCUUAUUGCUGGGAUGGAGAAGGCUCUGCUUGGUAUGUGUGUAAAUGAAAGGCGAUUUGUAAAGAUUCCACCCCAUCUUGGAUAUGGAAAUGAAGGAGUUUCCAGUGUAAUUCCUGCAAAUUCAGUUCUGAAUUUUGAUGUCCUUCUGGUUGAUGUUUGGAAUUCUGAAGACCAAGUUGAAAUUCAGACAUAUUACAAGCCAGAAAAUUGUUCAAGGACAAUUCAGGUGUCUGAUUUUAUAAGAUACCAUUAUAAUGGAACAUUUUUGGAUGGAACACUAUUUGACUCAAGUCACAAUAGAAUGCGAACAUAUGAUACCUAUGUAGGAAUUGGGUGGUUAAUCCCUGGAAUGGACAAAGGUCUUCUUGGAAUGUGUGUAGGAGAAAAGCGCAUAAUCACAGUACCACCCUUCUUGGCAUAUGGAGAAGAUGGAGAUGGGAAAGAAAUACCUGGUCAAGCUUCUCUUGUCUUUGAUGUAGCUCUUCUAGAUCUACACAAUCCUAAAGACAGGAUUAAUGUAGAUAAACUAUAUGUGCCAAAGUCCUGUGAACGUCAAACCCAAAUUGGGGAUUUCCUCAGGUAUCACUAUAAUGGUACCCUUCUUGAUGGAACAUUGUUUGAUUCCAGUUACUCACGAAAUCGAACCUAUGACACCUACAUUGGCAAAGGUUAUGUGAUUGCUGGGAUAGAUGAAGGUUUGCUUGGAGCAUGUGUUGGAGAGAAAAGGAGAAUAAUAAUACCACCUCAUCUUGGAUAUGGAGAAGAGGGAAGAGGAAACAUCCCAGGAUCAGCUGUGUUGGUAUUUGAAGUUCAUGUGAUAGAUUUUCACAACCCUUCAGAUUCGGUUGCUGUUACAGCCUAUUACAAACCUACUAACUGUUCAGUGCUAAGCAAGAAAGGCGAUUACUUGAAGUAUCAUUACAAUGCUUCUCUCCUAGAUGGCACUUUAUUAGACUCAACGGUUAACCUUGGGAAAACAUAUAAUAUAGUUCUAGGUUCUGGACAAGUUGUACUGGGGAUGGAUAUGGGUCUUAGAGAUAUGUGUGUGGGAGAAAAAAGAAGAAUUAUUAUUCCCCCUCAUUUUGGUUAUGGAGAAGCUGGAGUUGAAGGAGAAGUGCCUGGAAGUGCUGUGUUACUGUUUGACAUUGAGCUGCUUGAUUUAGUAUCUGGCUUACCAGAGGGCUAUAUGUUUGUGUGGCAUGAUGACGUAUCGCCAAACCUCUUUGAAGAAAUAGACAAGGAUAACAAUGGAGAAAUUCUUCUAGAAGAAUUCAAUAAAUAUAUCCAUGACCAAGUCAACUCUGGCAAAGGAAAGCUAGCCCCUGGUUACAAUUCUGAAACAAUUGUGAAAAAUAUGUUCAACAAUCAGGACCGAAAUGGAGAUGGCAAGAUUACUUCUGAAGAAUUCAAACUGAAAGACCAGGAGCCACAGGGACAUGAUGAACUGUAACUUAGUUGGUUUUAAAAAAAAUUAUGAGCCAAACUGCUGUUAGUGUGUAUAUACCAUAGAAAUGAUUUGAAAUCCCUGUGCACACUUAAAAAGGAUGUGGAAAUGAACAUGUCUUUGUGUUAAUUAAAAUACAAUAGGGUGUAAAAUUAAGAUUUUUUUUGUUAUGACAUUUAUAUUAAAAAUGCAAGGUGCCUUAAAACCAUUGUAACGGUUUUUUUUAAAUAUACAACCCACUCUAGUGAUAUAUUCAGCUUUUUUUCAGAGAUGUGAAUUUUCUGGAAAAAAACUGGAACAUUUUCAUAUGCAAAUUAAUAUGAUUCACAUUUGUGUAUUUUUUUCAAUAUUUAUAAUGGGCUGCAUGAUUUGAGGUUAAAAAAAUGGCCUAAGCUUGAACAUUAUUCCAGAAACAAAAAUAUGUGGAAAAACUUGAGAUCACGUUAUUUGAGUUAAUGGGGCUUCAUCAAUUUCUUGUCUUAUUAAGUUUCUGCAAAUGCUUUUUAUUUGUUCAGGACAUUUUCUACACUGCGGUAAAUGUUUCUUUGACUUCAUGGCAUUUUUGGCACACUUUUGCCUGCAAUACUUAUGCUUGCCAAUUUUCUUAUUGUACUGUCUUACAUCUUUUUUAGAUUAGCCAUUGUGAUUUCUAGUUGAAAUGGGGAACAAGUAGAUCAUCAAGGCCAUCUACUAAGGCCAGAAGCAAAAGUGUACAGUACAUGCAAAAUUGUCUGUGACUCCCUCCUGUCUGUUUACACAGAAAGUAGGACAAUGGAGUCCUUGCUGCUCUUUAAACUUUGUUGCUUGCAGAUAUUUCAUUACCCAACUAGGUAACGUUAUUACUGUUGGGGGGGGGGUGUUCUCUUCGAUUAUAUGCAGUAGCUUGCCCUGCCAGUGUUAAUGGAGAUACAGGGCAAAUGACAGUAUAUAAACAGGAGUAAAAACCCUUCCUCCACACACUAAUACUAAUGAUGUUAUCUAGUUGGGUAAUGAAAUGUCCUCAAGCAAACAAGCUCAGAGAGCAUCAAAGAUUCCACAGUUCAACCCACAUUUUUGAAGAUUCGAUACAAGGUACAAACUAAACUAAUUAAAACCAUGCCUUUUGCCCUGGAUUGUUACUUUUUGGUGGUAUACCACACUAUAACAGUUAAUGGGAAUAGAUCCUGAAAAAAAUGAAGAUAAAUUAUUUGGAAAUCUGUACAUUUUUAAAAUCAGUAUUUGGUGCAUUGGCAUUAGAAUCUUAUGCUUCCUUAAGAAUUGAAUUAUUCUGGUAAUGAAUUACUUCCCUUCCUCCUAAAUGAUGAAUUGUUAUCAUUUUAAACUGGAUAUAGGCAGCCUGCAGCCUUAGCUUGUUUUGCACCCAGCCAUAGCUUUCUGGAAGUAUUCCCAUUCUGCUCGUGUUGCCACCUCCACAGCAAUCAUUGAAAUAAGGUUACUAACACUACUGCUUAGAUCAUGACUAUACAGUAUUAGCAACUGAUUUGAGAGUCUUCUGUGUUUAUUUGUAGAGAAAAGUUAGAACUUUUAAGACUAGAGCUGCUUUGUUUUUACCAAAGCAAUAAUCACGUGAUUUAAAUAGUGUGGAAUAAAUUGGCUGUUCUCUGCUAUCAGCAGUAGAGAAAUAAAAAAAAACCUUACACAUAAAUUCAACAAAAUCUGGUGAAAAUAGGAUGGGUGUCAAUGAAGCUCCGCUUUUCCACUGCAAAGAAGAAUGACCUAUGCAAUAAAUGUUGCAUAAAUCAUGCUUCUACUGUAUGAAGCUGUUGAUCAAUGGUUCAGUAUUUCAUUGGAUAAUUAAAAAUGCGUGUUUGUCUUUUAUAUAUUUUAGGAAAAAGAAAUAAAAAUGAAUUAUUAAAAUGUGCAUGAAGGUGUUGAUUGCACCUGGGUAACUUAAUAUGGUCAAUCCAUCCAACUCUUCAAAAGUAUUUUGAAGUGAAUUUCAGUUCACGCUUUGUCAAUAAAAUAUAUUAAGUCAAAUAAUAAACAAAUUAGGAUAAAAAGUUACUAAAGGGAAGAACAUAAGGCCACUACCAUGACACUAGUAGAAAAUGUGUAUCUUCCCCAGGAUAAUGGGACCCAUAAUUUUAGAAAAGGGCUCAUUUUACAGCACUCCUUUUGAAAUAGUUUUAUAACAAGUACAAUUGCAUGGGUUUUCUAUGCUAUUAACACUAAUACCACGUUCUGUCAAGUGCAAUACAUUCUGGUAUCAUUAAAUAAAAUGCUGACAAGGACACUG
Protobothrops mucrosquamatus (brown spotted pit viper) is the source of this 4169-nucleotide messenger RNA. RefSeq names its product FKBP prolyl isomerase 9 (gene FKBP9). Lineage: Eukaryota; Metazoa; Chordata; Lepidosauria; Squamata; Viperidae. Gene Ontology annotation, molecular function: calcium ion binding; peptidyl-prolyl cis-trans isomerase activity. The transcript is spliced from 10 exons. Bases 158 to 1939 code for a protein of 593 amino acids. The record is from RefSeq and is a predicted model, not a curated record.